UCCAGCCUUAGACCAACCGCAGGACCUUAUCAAAGAGGGUCAAAGUUCUCUGGACUCUUAAACAAAGGAUUCUCUGUUUCAGAUUUGCAGAUUAUUAUUAUUAUUAUUAUUAUUAUUUUUUAAAAUCCAGUCAAUUCCCUAUCUCCUUGAAAAAGUGGCUUUCCUCAUUCCUGUUUAAGGGGAAGAAGAGAGCAUCCGUUUUUAAAGAUGCUUUGCACCUUUUCCCUCUGAAUUGGUGAAGCGUGUGAGAGGGAGGAGAGCGGAGAAGAAGCGGUACAGACACCUUCACAGGCUUCAGCAUUAUUAUUUUUUAAUUACUUUUAUUAUUACCAUUUUGACAGCAGAGGGCUCAUUGGAGAGAGAACCGGUCAGUUUUUUUUUUUUGAGUGAUGGCUGGGUGUUGUGUGUCGGCGGAGGAGAGAGAGAACCAGAGGAUCAACGAGGAGAUUGAGAAGCAGCUGCGGAGAGACAAGAAGGACUCGCGCAGGGAGCUGAAGCUGCUGCUGUUAGGUACUGGAGAGAGUGGAAAGAGCACCUUUAUCAAACAAAUGAGGAUUAUCCAUGGAGGAGGAUACACAGCUGAGGACAAGAAGAGCUAUGCCAAACUGGUCUACCAGAACAUUUACACAUCCAUGCAGACAAUGAUCAGAGCCAUGGAGGCACUCAGUAUUUCUUUUGCUGAUCCUCAGAACCAGAACAAUGCAAACUCAAUCCUGGAGGUGGAGGUGGAUAAGGUGGAAGAGUUAGAUCAAAACCUUGCGACUGCCAUCAAGAGUCUGUGGGAGGAUGCAGGGAUACAGGAGUGCUACGACCGACGCAGGGAGUACCAGCUGUCAGACUCCACCAAAUACUAUCUCAGUGACCUGGAGCGAAUUUCACAGCCCUCUUAUGUACCCGACCUUCAAGACAUCCUCAGAGUCCGAGUGCCAACUACAGGUAUCAUUGAAUACCCAUUUGACAUGGAGAAUGUCAUUUUCAGGAUGGUGGAUGUUGGCGGUCAGAGGUCAGAGAGGAGGAAGUGGAUCCACUGCUUUGAGAACGUCACCUCCAUCAUCUUCCUGGUGGCGCUCAGUGAGUACGACCAAGUCCUGGCUGAGUGCGACAAUGAGAACCGUAUGGAGGAGAGCAAGGCACUGUUCAAGACCAUCAUCACCUACCCCUGGUUCCAGCGCUCCUCCAUUAUACUUUUCCUCAACAAGACUGACAUUCUCCAAGAGAAGAUCAUGUACUCUCACAUAGCCAACUACUUCCCUGAAUUUACAGGACCUCAGCAGGACGCAACAGCAGCUCAAGAAUUCAUCCUGAAAAUGUACCAAGAACAGAACCCGGACAAAGACAAGACGCUGUACCCUCACUUCACCUGCGCCACAGACACAGAAAACAUCCGCUUCGUCUUUGUGGCCGUCAAAGACACCAUCCUCAGACACAAUCUGAAGGAGUUCAAUCUGGUGUAAAAAGCAGGAGGAGGAGGAGGAGAGGAGACAAAGAGAUACAGGAGGAUAGAGGGAAAGACAUGAGAGGAGCUAAAUAAAUAAACAACUUUUCAGGUUCAGAUAUUUCCAUUUCAAACAAGUCUCAGUGCAUGUGCCUGUACAAAUUUCACAAAGUUUUCUCUGUAUAUAUGCUGUGACAUGCUAUGAAUGAUACUUUCCUUUAUAAGUCAGAGGGUGAAAAUGAGUGGAAAGUUCUAUCAUAGAUCUAUCGUGUGGACUACUUAUUUUAUUAUUUCCUAGAGCCUAUUUCUGUGUAUUUUUGAGUAUUGUAAUUGAUAUACAGUGCGCUAGUUGAUAAGAGUUCUGUUUGGCCUUUUUCUUUGUGUGAUUUAAUCAUGUGUAGAAAUAGUUGUUUUUUUCUCCCUCUCUUCUAACACAGAGCCACCUGUGCCUGUUUUUGCCUGUAAGUGCCUUAUUUACUCACGACAGUCAGCAGAGCCACUGACCUGACCUUGUUUUAGAUGUAAAUAACCUGAGUAGUGGUUUGCCUUACUCAGCUGUUUCUUCUCAGGAGAGAUAGAAAUUAUAUUUAUGUAAUUUAUCAAUAAGCAAUUGUAGUUAUGUAAUAAAGAGUGCAAUUUGCAUGUCUGAGAAAUAAAGGAAGAGUGCACUAACGUUUGAAACACA
Lates calcarifer (barramundi perch) is the source of this 2120-nucleotide messenger RNA. It is a transcript of the gene gna14a, whose product is annotated as guanine nucleotide binding protein (G protein), alpha 14a. Gene Ontology annotation, biological process: adenylate cyclase-modulating G protein-coupled receptor signaling pathway; action potential; phospholipase C-activating dopamine receptor signaling pathway. Lineage: Eukaryota; Metazoa; Chordata; Actinopteri; Centropomidae. Gene Ontology annotation, molecular function: G-protein beta/gamma-subunit complex binding; GTPase activity; guanyl nucleotide binding. The coding region runs from base 390 to 1454 and encodes 354 amino acids. The record is from RefSeq and is a predicted model, not a curated record. Gene Ontology annotation, cellular component: heterotrimeric G-protein complex. The transcript is spliced from 7 exons.